Messenger RNA from Stylophora pistillata, 3087 nucleotides. RefSeq lists its product as uncharacterized. The record is from RefSeq and is a predicted model, not a curated record. NCBI's taxonomy places the organism in Eukaryota, Metazoa, Cnidaria, Anthozoa, Scleractinia, Pocilloporidae.
AUAGCAUUUGUGCGGAUUCAAGUUAAAGACGUAAUUUACACGAUUUAGCGGAGGUAAUGGGGCUUUUUUCUUCCGGAUUGGUGUGAUUUGAUCAACACUGUUAAGAAAUGGAAUCAGAUGAUAGGCGACAGUUGGAUGAUGUACCUCCUACUUUGAAAGAAAAGUUGAUAAAAUUAAUAGAGUUGAAAAAGGUUCCUUUGGAGCAACUAGCAACUGUCUUGAGUAUUCAUGACACCUUUCAUUUUACAUCAGUUGGUGAGCUUGUUAGCCAUUAUGAAAGGAACAAUCAAGCAUUGUCAUUAGAAAAGUGGAAACUUGUAUUUACAAAUCUUCAAUUGUCCAAGGAACUUGCAGAUCUUUUGGCUGAUCAUUGGGGAGACAUGAUGGAUGGAGUUGACCGCCAUGGCUCUCUACCAGCAGAGAUGUCACUUCCAGGAACUUUUAGCUGUAGUCGUGACUUGGAUGAGCCAAUAGACUUUUCUCCACAGGAUAAACCUUUCCUUCUAGUGAAUGAUCCUCCAUUAUCAUUGCAAGUCGCUGAGGCUAGAGCAUGUGAAUACCAAGGAGCCAUUCCAGAGAGGAAACAGGCUCAGCCUCCAUACAGCACUGUUGAACCUAAAGUGAGGCAGGAAUUAUUGACAGGCCUAUCAGUUAGAAGGUCACUUUUAAACCAACCCCCCAUACCAGGGGGAGAUUUUGGAAAUGACUGUCAAUUCAGUUCUUCCUCUCCACAAUCGAUUGAAAGUGCUGUGGGGAAUGCUUCUUGUUGUGAAAUUCUCUGUAAUUCUUCAGCAAAAGAUGAAAAUCAAGAAACUGGGUUCUUCUCAGACAAAGGUGACUCACACACUCAGAUAACAUCAUUCUCCACUGCUAUAAUGCACACACUUGCUUUGGAGAAUGAAGGAAAUCGGUUCCAAAACAGUGAAUUUACUGUUACACCUGUGGUUGGAAAAUCUAAACAUAAGCUUCAAUCACUGGCAAGCCUCUCAGAAGAUUCCAACAAGCAGCCAGAUCAUUUAAGAACCCCAGCAAGACCCAACACACCUGCUCUAUAUCCUUUAUCAACAUAUGUAGAGGAUAACCCCAGAGCAAGGGAAUACCAAGGAGCCAUUCCAAAAAGCAAAAGGUAUCAGCCCCGACACAGCACUAUUAAGCAUGAUGUCAGGCAGGAAUUAUUAACAGGUCUACUGGGUAGUGAGUCAGAUUUGAAUCUACCCUCUAUACAAGCAGGACAUUUUGGAAUUGAUUGUCCUCAAUCUGGUUCCCCUCCUCCAGAGUCAAUUAAAAAUACCUUAGGGCAUGAAGAUGUCCAGUACCAAAACAGUACAUCUACAUGUACUGUUAUACCUGAAGUUGGAAAACCUAAACAUCAGAUUCAGUCACUGUCAAGCCUCUCGGAAGAUUCCAACAAGCAGUUACAUCUCUUUGAAAUAACCCCAGCCAGACCCACUACUCCUGAAGGAACACAAUCUGGAGGAAACUCCCCCUCACUAGUGACAGGACGUCAUAACAGCAGGCCAAACCAGACUAAUCUAGCUGAUGUGGAAGCUGGCAUCCCAGAAAAUGGUGAAGAAAAUGGUGAAGAAAAUGGUGAUGAAAAUGGCAGAGCUGUAGAACAUUAUGAUGCCACAGAAAAUAAUGGUCUUCUGGAGGAAACUCAACAGGAAUUGGAAUCCUUAAAGAAAAGUGUCCUGUAUCUUGCAAAGAAACUAGAGGAAAGGGAUUCAUUUUGUCAGAUUCUCUUAGAUGAUCGGUUCCAGCUGAGGCAGACUUUAGAGGAAUCCAGGCAGCGGUGUGAUGAUUUAGUGGGGGAAAGGAAUAAUUUGCAGGCAGAAAAUGCAGAGCUGAGGAGGCAUUUGGAAGAAAACGAACAGGUUACCAAUACGAUGAUUGAGGAAAAUCGCCGGUUGUGUUUGCUGGCGGCAGGGUCGCUGUUUGAGGCAAGGAGAGCAGACGAUGUUGCUUCAGGAGGAAGAAGAGCAGUCGUAGAGUUGGACCAUACGUCGGAUAGCGGUGAGGAGGUUGAACCAGACAUUGAUGAGCAGCCAGGAUCAUUUCCCCUAGAGUCAGACGCGGACGAUUCCAGUGAUGACGAGUUCUAUGAAGCACGUGAUGAAUGGUUCCUCUGAAUGCAAAGUGGAAUACUAAAUUUGCUUCGAACGGUAGUUUAUUGGCUGAAGAAAUUAGUAAAUAGACACGUCGGUUUUCACUUGUGUUGUACAUAUUAAAAUUAGACGCAUACCUGUAGAUGCUCAUAAUGGCCCAGCUAGGCACAGUCUGCAUUCAUUUUUCACGCACAUUUCAUGUGGAAUUCUCUAUGUGAAAGGCAUAUGGAGAAUGCGAUCUCUCUCACACAGCGCUGUCACAUGCUUUUUAACGAGUUUUUUAAGCCGACCUGUGAAAAAAAGAUGUAAGCAUACUUGUGCUCUAGAGCCUCGACAACGAUUUACCUCAGGCGUUCUACGGAGUGCUUGGGUAACAAGUGUCAUUAGUUUUUGCUAAUAUGUAUUUAAUACUUUGUUCGAUGACUGCCAAAAGGUUUAGUGAUUUCUUGUACAUAGUCGUAGAUGAAUGGAUUGUAUGUGAACGUUUUUAAUAAUGGAAGAUUCUUCCAAAAAUUCUUAAUGAAAAAAAAAAUAGUGUUCAGAUUCAUGGAGAAAAGCAAAAAUUAGUUUUUCCUCAUUUGGAGCAUCAAUUUUGACUUGGAAUUUGGCGAUUUCGUAUAUAAAUUGAAAUGCACAAUAAGCAUUUAAGAAAAAUGCCACCUAAGACGAUGCAGUUUUGAAAUCUUCACUCAUAGGAGGCAAGGUUAUUUAUCGACUAAUAUAUACCUAAGCAUGGACAUAUAUUGAUUUUUAGUAAUUUAUACAUUAUACGUCGUGAGAUUUUAGAGACAAAUACAGGAGACGAAAUAGUUCUUUAGUUUAUGGUGGUAAGUAAAUAACUGGACAUUUGUAGAUAUAUUUAUGAUGGACAUGAAGGCAACAUGGUGACUUUUUCAGAGUGUGAUUCUAUGGUAACGUUAAAAGUUUCCAAUAUCACUACAACUAUUUUUACGUAUGAUGCACGAUCCUCGCAGUAGAUAGC